Messenger RNA from Podospora anserina S mat+, 843 nucleotides. RefSeq lists its product as uncharacterized. NCBI's taxonomy places the organism in Eukaryota, Fungi, Ascomycota, Sordariomycetes, Sordariales, Podosporaceae. The transcript has 3 exons. The record is from RefSeq and is a predicted model, not a curated record. Bases 1 to 843 code for a protein of 280 amino acids.
AUGUAUUCGGAAAACAUGCUGACCCGGCUCCUGACCAUCGGCCAUAUGGCCCUGAUCAUCUUCCAUCUCCAACUUUCUGCCUGCCAUCCGUUGACUUCUGGCCCGCGUUAUGAGGCAAGAGGAGUCACCACCAGCCAUCGCUAUCCAACCCGCGAACUUGCGGGCAUCACAGUGAUUGACACCCCCCUCGUGCGCUCAGCCCAAGCCUUUGCUCUCGCACACAGCAGCUCAACAACCUACAACCACGUAAUGCGCUCGUGGCUGUUCGGCGCCCUCAUGGUUAAGAACAACGCAACUCUACAACGAACGAUUGACCUCGAGAUCCAAGCCGUGUCAGCCUUGUUGCAUGAUCUUGGCUGGGACCAAACCCCAUCGUCCCCUAUCAUAUCCCCCGACAGACGCUUCGAAGUAGAUGGCGCCAUUGCCGCCCGUGCCUUUCUCCAUGACCACCCUCACGGCAAGAAGUGGAAUGAACGCCGCGUGCAACUCGUCUGGGACGCCAUCGCUCUGCACACCGAACGAGCCUUGAACUACUUCAAAGAGCCCGCCGUCCGCCUAGUCAGCCAGGGUAUAAGCCUUGAUUUUGAGACGGCAGAGAUAGCGAAAGCCACGUUCGGGAUACCUAUUUCGGAGUACCGGGCUGUUGUGGCCGAGUUUCCAAAAGAAGGGUUCAAGCAGGCGUUGAACGAGACGUUUGUGUGGCUUUGCCGGGAGAAGCCGGGGAGCACUUAUAGUGAAACUAAAACAGACACCUGGAUGCAGCCUUGGGGAGACCGAUAUGUGGAUGGGUAUAACUCGAGCGCGAAUUUGAGGAUCGAUAUUAUUGACAGGAAUCUUCCUUGA